Colletotrichum truncatum is the source of this 2112-nucleotide messenger RNA. Its product is annotated as manganese ion homeostasis. Gene Ontology annotation, biological process: GPI anchor biosynthetic process. Lineage: Eukaryota; Fungi; Ascomycota; Sordariomycetes; Glomerellales; Glomerellaceae. The record is from RefSeq and is a predicted model, not a curated record. Gene Ontology annotation, cellular component: endoplasmic reticulum.
AUGAUGGCUUCGCCUCACAGCAAUGGGUACGCAUACAAGGGCAAAUCGGCGGGAUCCUUGCCCUUCCAACAAGAUGAAGGCGGUUUCCGCGCCCGCCUCAGACCUGUUAUCCACGCUGCAACACAACUACUGCGAACCAUCUUGGCUUAUUGGCAGACUCGCGGACGACGUUUGACGACCAACAUGUUAUGGAAGGCCGGCUGGCAACUGCGCCAAAACUUCACCGCGCGCCGUCUUUUCAGCUUUCCACAUCUCUUGGUGCUAAUGUGGAUGCUCAUACUGCUCUGGGGUGAGCGUUGGGUUUUCAGCAGUAGGGUUGCCGACUGUAGAUGGAGCAAUUGGGAGGAUUGGCCUUCCGGAACGAACCCUCACCGUCUUGUUCUCGUCGCUGACCCUCAGAUCAUUGACCCUCAUUCCUACCCUGGCAGACCGUGGCCUCUGUCGGACCUUACCAUACUUAUAACGGAUAACUAUCUCCGGAGAGGCUUCACCCAACUCCAAUCUCAAUUACGGCCCGACUCCCUGUUCUUCUUGGGCGACCUUUUCGACGGCGGACGGGAGUGGAAAACUGGAAAGAGCGACUGGAAAGACCCCGAUUGGGCAUCCGCACGUCGGCCCAAGAACGAGCGCCCAUAUGUGCAAAAGUGGAAUGAAUAUUAUGGCGAAAAGUUCUGGUUGGAUGAGUACGAACGAUUUGGCGACAUCUUCUUCAAUGACUGGGCAAAGCUUGGCGGAACGAAGGCUGGCAACUGGCAGAGGGGCCGGAAGCUGGUCGCAAGCUUGCCGGGCAAUCAUGAUCUGGGCUUCGGAGACCAGGUCAAAGUGUCGGUUAGGGAGCGCUUCGCUUCCUUCUUCGGAGACGUGAAUCGCGUAGAUGUGAUUGGAAACCACUCCAUCGUCUCUGUUGACAGCCUGUCGUUGAGCGCAAGCUCGUCGAAGCAGGCUGGUCAAACCGAUUUAAGGCCCAUACACACGCCGACAGACAUCUUCCUUAAAGAUGUCAAAUUCACCAAGAGAAAGGCUGUGGAAAAAGAACUGCGCUUUUGGAGGGGUGACGUGGAAGGAUUAGCUUACAAUCACUUGGUCGAGGAGCUGGACACUGCAAACAUGGACAAUGUGCCGACCAUUGCGCCGGGCGAAGAGGGUCCUGACUUUCCUACCAUCCUUCUCACCCACGUGCCGUUGUAUAGAGAUCCUGGAACUCCCUGCGGCCCGUAUCGGGAGCACUGGCCCCCGGCCAAACCGCCAAAGGGACAAAAGGGACCUGUCAUACCAGACCAUCGGAAUGCAAUCUCGGUUUCUGGCGGUUACCAGUAUCAGAACGUUCUGAGCGAGGAGGACUCUGUCAAGCUUGUCAAGGAUAUCGGCAACAUCGUACACGUCUUUUCUGGCGACGACCACGACUACUGCGAGCUUGUACACUCUCCUCAAAAGGAAAAUGUGCGAGAAAUUACGGUGAAGAGUAUAAGCAUGGCGAUGGGAGUCCCCACCCCUGGCUUCCUCAUGGUCAGCUUGUACAACCCCGUUGACGCCAACGGAAAGCCUCUUCCUGGUGCACCCGAGAAGACUUUACAGACCCACCUGUGUCUGUUGCCAAAUCAGCUCGCGACCUAUGCGAAGUACGUCGGCUUUAUCUUCGUAAGCCUUGUCGCAAUCAGCAUCAGAUCAUUCCUUGUCCCAGUUCUUAAUCUCACCCCGUUCGGUCUGGAGGCAGAGGUGUCGAACAGCAGCAUCCUCCCUACAUUUAAAGAGAAGGUAGAAGACGAAGGCAAUUAUAACAUGCGGUCGACCUCGGCGUCAUCUGGAUCUCGAUAUCUCACCAACUCGUCGUCACGGACUAGAAGUGGGUCACUCCACGCGAAUAGCUCCCUCCCGCCUUUGCCACCCCCAAAGACCAAGCAUAAAAAGCAGGGCUGGGGACACCGUGCUCCAAAGAUCGAAAUCUUCAAAGACGAUUUCUAUGGGACGGGAAAGCCUCGUUUGACCUGGAAGGCGGCCUCUCAGCGGUCCAGGACAACAAUCAGUCGGGUGCUCCGAGAGAUAGGCGUGUCGACGUGGAGGGUUACGUGGAUGGUCGUCUUGUUUUGGGCAUAUCUUGCAUAUAAGGGAUAG